AUUGAUUUUUACGCGUUGAUAAAUUAUUUUACCACAAUGCUAUACGUAACCAGAGCAUGCCACGAACGCGGUGUGCAUCACAUGAAAUAUUGUGGCAUGGUGUUGGCUUGGUCGGGCAUGCUGGUCUGCAAUGUUUGAUUAUUUUUAUCACAAAAUUGCUCGGACGCCCCCUUCCGGCGAUGGCGUGACAAGGAAACGGCAGCGGUCACCAUUACAAUACCAAAAAUAGAUCUAAAAAGGUUUAAUGGCGCACAACUGUCUGGAAGGCAUUUGUUUAACUCAUAUUUUAAACUGCGAACAGGUUAUACCGAUCAGUUAAGCAGUGCUUCAAUAUUUUACAAGGGGAAGGUGAUUGAUCUUCUGAGAAGGAAUCGUAUUUUAUUUUACAGGAUACCGCCUCUGUACAUAGUAGGGUUUGUAACGGUGAGGGAAGAAUGCAAAAAUAAAGCAAGUAAAGCAAUAAUUGUGUAAGAGAAGAAUGAAUGCAUCAUAGGCUUAUCAUAAGUUUCGGCGGCAGCUCUCCUAGAUCAGAAAUGCUUUACUGUAAGACUUUAAAAUACGUAAACUAUCACAGUGCGUACCGAUGGCUUAGCACAUGAGUAAUUGAUGUUUAAUACGAUUUAUGAAUCCUUAACAACACAAGGACACGUACGGGUUAAAAAAAAGACGCGAUUUCGCGGUAGAAUUUUUGUUAAAAUACAUUUUUGAGUACCACCCCUCCGCAUGCUGAAACACCGAAUUUUAAACGGGAAGAAAGUGUACACGCUAGAUCAGAAAGAGACAGAUUCACAUCCUGCAAGAUUUUCUCCUAUCGAUAGCUUUUCAGAAGAGCGUGUUAGAUUGAAGAUCAAAUAUGGUAUGCCUCCUUUUGAAGAACGGGACGGCGUAGAAGAAUAAGGAGGCGUGGUGAUUUGUGUAUGGUAAGCUCGGUUUAGCAUGCAUGAUGUCAAACGUAGGUACAAUUUUAGGUUGCUUGGUCUCACAUUUGAUGAAAUAAAUAUUUUCAAUAA
This is a messenger RNA of Vavraia culicis subsp. floridensis, 1010 nucleotides long. RefSeq lists its product as uncharacterized. The record is from RefSeq and is a predicted model, not a curated record. Gene Ontology annotation, biological process: ribosome biogenesis; pseudouridine synthesis. The transcript has a single exon. Lineage: Eukaryota; Fungi; Microsporidia; Pleistophoridae. The coding region runs from base 724 to 897 and encodes 57 amino acids. Gene Ontology annotation, molecular function: snoRNA binding.